GCUCGAAUCCUGAUUCAGGAUAAGGUUCCCAGACACGGCUUUUUUGAACCCUAGUAACUAGUUUCCUCUAACAAGGAUGCCCUGCUUUUCCGCCUCCAAUGUGCGAUUCGUCAGCGCAGAAUCUCAGGUGCAACAAAGGUGCAAUGAGCUGAGAGCCAGGGCACGAGCCCAAACGGCAGCCUAUCGCCCGCCCGUGGCAUCCUUUGGGUGCUUCAGGAGACCACUCUGUGACCAGUCGGUGGCCUAUGACCAGAAGCAACUGAAGCGCAAUGAACGCGACCGAAAGCGCAAUGAGGGCACAAAACAGGUGGUGCUCCGUGCCGGGGAGCUUCGUCGUCUCAAGGAUCAGGGACAGCUAGAGACCGUGAGCGAGAAGCUGCAGAGGAUUGAGCAGCAGGAGGAGGAGCACCGCAAGCAGCUGCAGAUGGUGGAGGAGACGCGACGCCGCUUCAAGGCCAUCGAUGAAGCCAAAGGAGUGGGCUCCCUCGCGUCCGAGGGCAGAACCACCCUGCUCAGCGAGAUGCUGGAGGAAAAGCAGUCGGUGCUCAGCCGCGCCUUUCUCGCCCGCCAAGAGCAGGAGCAGGAGGUGAAGCAGAUCAACCGCAUGAUCCUCGACGCGAAAUGCAAAGCUGUGCGGGAAGCGCAGAUCCAUGAGAAGCACCUGCUAUCCAAGGCUCUUCGCGAGGACGAUGAGCGACUGGCACGCAUGGUCAACGAACGGGCCCAGAAAGCGCUGACCGAAGAGGAUGAGCGCGAGCGCCUGGAGGUGGAGAGGCGGAACCGCUACGCCAAGGAGAUCCGGCAGCAGCUCUCAGAGCGCGAGAACGUGCGCUACUUGGAGGCCAAGCGGGUGGCCGACGAGGCCAAGGACAUUCGACGCGCCACCGAGCUCUUGCGCAGCCAGGAGGAGCAGCAGCGGGCCUUUGUCCAACUGCGCAAGCAAAGGUUCCGGGAGGAGCUGCAGCGCAUCCGGGACAUGUCCAACGUCUUUAAGGCGAUGCUUAGCGAACAGGAACGCUUGGCUGACCUGCGUGUCACCGCCUACAUGCGCGAUAAGCAGGAGAAGGAGCGCCAGCUAAAGGAAAUGCAACGCUUGGUCAAAAAGGAGUUCGAGCGCCGCCAGCAGCGCAUCUUCACGGUAGCCGCCGAGGCCAUGGAGACGCGCCAGACCAACGACGAGCUCAAGUAUCUCAAGGAGCGGGACCGCGUGGAGCGCGAGUACCGCCAGCGGGAGAAGGAGGCGGCAAUAGCGCGCCGGGAGGCGGAGCGCGACCUGCUCGAAGCGCGGGCGCAGCAGGCUCAGGAGAUGAAGCAGCGCCUGGCCCUGGAGAUCGCCCACGCCGGGGAGGAGUUCGCCAAGGUCAUGAAUCGGAUGCGCGAGGAGGAGGAGAAGCAGAAGGUCUUGGAUCGCCAGCGGGACGCUCAGCGGCAGGUGUACCGCCAGGAUCUGCGCCAGCAGAUGACGGACAAGCAGUCGGAGCGCCGCCGUCUGGCCGAGCUGGAAGCCGGAAGGGUGCAGAAGUGGCUUGACCAGGAGAAGCAGCGGGACGCCAACAUCCAGCAGGUGAUAAGCGCCAAGAUCGCGGCUAUGCGCGAGAAUUGCCUACCGGAGAAGUAUCUGCGGGAAGUGGAAAAGCAGCUGAAGAACAUCCAAAGCUCCCGCAACCGCAUCCGCUGAGGAGAGCCUAAUCU
Drosophila erecta is the source of this 1692-nucleotide messenger RNA. RefSeq names its product cilia- and flagella-associated protein 45. Lineage: Eukaryota; Metazoa; Arthropoda; Insecta; Diptera; Drosophilidae. The coding region runs from base 77 to 1678 and encodes 533 amino acids. The transcript has a single exon. The record is from RefSeq and is a predicted model, not a curated record.